AUGGAGCGAUACACGAAUGAACGCUUUCUUAUUGUGAAAUUGUUUUACCAAAAUGGUGAAAGUUUUGCGGCUACAGUUCGCAAAUUGCGAUCAAUUUGGGGUCACAAUAAUGCUCCAAAAGAGUCAACUGUAAAGAGAUUAAUGGAUAAAUUUGCCGAAACUGGAUCUGUUAGUGAAGUAAAGACAACAACGCGCCUUCGACCAGGUCGAUCGACCGAAAAUGUCGCAGCUGUACGUGAUGAUGUCGCUCAAACUCCAUCCACCUCAAUUCGACACCGAGCUCAGCAAAUUGGUGUCUCCAAAUCCACUAUGCAGCGAAUUUUGACGAAAGAUUUGCAUCUUCAUACAUACAAAGUUCAAUUGACUCAGGAACUGAAGCCAGCUGACCAUCGACAACGAAGGGAGUUCGUUAAUUGGGUAUUGGAGAGACAACAUGAAAAUGCUGAUUUUGCCGAUAAAAUCAUCUUCAGUGACGAGGCCCAUUUCCAUCUUGAUGGCUUCGUCAAUAGGCAGAAUUGUCGCAUUUGGGGUGAGGAAAAUCCUCGAGUGAUUCACGACAAGCAAAUGCAUCCUCAACGUGUCACUGUGUGGUGUGGUUUUUGGGCUGGAGGAAUCAUUGGACCUUUUUUUAUGAUAAUGAGGCAGGUCAAGCGCAGACAGUCAAUGGUGUUCGGUAUCGUGAAAUGA
Messenger RNA from Pieris macdunnoughi, 687 nucleotides. Lineage: Eukaryota; Metazoa; Arthropoda; Insecta; Lepidoptera; Pieridae. The record is from the annotation of a GenBank genome assembly.